UAUAUGCAUGAACAAUCAGUUGGCAAAUGACAUCAAUAUAUGCUUCUCAGAAUUGUAAUAACUUUACAUUAAAUUCGUCGCAAACAAAUAAUGAUUUGAACGAGAGGGAGUCCCAGCGCGGUAUAUAGAAUCGCAACUGUAUACUUUUAUAUGACUGUGUUUUCUGAUUGAUUUGAGGCGAAUGGAAGCAGAGAAAAUCGAUGAAAAGAUUCACUCAAUUCCCCUUCAGUGAAAGUACUAAAAUCGAUCUUAUUAGCAGCUACCUGAGCGCUAAGCACACUUUUCAAGAACUACAAGAAGUGUGGUAUCAAAUUUGAUUCUGCUAACGGUUUCAAUUUACCAUUCCUUCUUUGGCAUUUAAAGUAGACUGCUUUCUAAAAUCUACUCUUUAAUUAACGUCACUGGCUAUUCUGUUAUCGCCGAGUUAAUGGAGCAUCUAAGACAGCAGUCUCUAUAAGAAAUUAUGUUCAGUUUCCGAUCGACAACCCUCUAAAAAACCUCAAAAUAAACCGACCGUCUGUUUCUGAAGCUCAGUUGGUGGAGCAUGGACUUACUGGAGGCAACAGUGGAUCUCUCUAUUGAGCUGGUUAAGUUCAUUAAUGUGGAUCUUCUCAGCAAAGGGGACUAUCGAAUCGCAGUUGAAGUCGAACCCAAUGAGAGGUUGAAGGCAUUCGUACAAAGUGUUUCCAGGAAUGAAUAUGCCGUUAAACCAGAGGUGCGUUCCAAUCAAGUGGGACUGAGCAAGACUCUGGAAAUAGAGUUCAAACACAGUCGCCAUUCGUUAGAUGAACUGUUCAACAUACAAGUGACCUUUCUAGUUGACCCCAGACAGCCAAUUGAGAGUGCUAACAAUACGCCAAUCAAAUUGAAGUUGACGUUGUGGGGAGUGGCACACCGAGUCGCCAAAUCAUCGCCUCUGCAGGUGCGUGAGAGUCUGAUGGAACCCCUUUCCGAACGAGUGCUCUCCCUCCACUGUCCAGUCCAAGAGGGACUCCAUUGGGCGGCUCCUGUUCUCUUUGACUUCUGCCACAGGUGCUGUGUGUUGGUUGUAGUCCACGGUCAGAUGUGGAGUCUCAGUCAACCGAAGUUCUGGAGAAUGAUGAGCAGUAGCUUUGGAGCACUUGAAGGCAAAACCGGCUAUCCCGUGGCUGGCGAAAUUUCUCCCUCUCCUAGCCAAGUACAUCUUUUACCCAAUGGCUACACACCAGUGGUGACUAGUCAGCCAACUGAAAUAACAGCUCUUGUGUCGGAGAACAGCACUAGUGAUAUUCAGGCUGCAGGCAGCGGUGGAAUUUCGUCGGGAGACAUUGAGCAUGUACUGUUCGGAAGAGCGUUGUUGCCAACGGACACAUUGCAAGACUUCGACCGCUUCAAAGUGAUGAAUCUGAGCAAAAACAUCUUCUACACACUUCUGGUGGCACAGCAGUCCAUUAUCAAUGCUAUCGAGAACCACAAUCCCUACUUCAGUCCCACAAUAAACACUGCAUCGCGUCAGUUUGAUAUGUGUUCCAAGCUGCGACAGUCAAUGAACAAAGUGCGGCAGUGUGAGUGUCCAGACGACAUUGUUGCGGUAGUGGGAACCAACUUGGCCAGUCUGGAUGCUGAAAAUAUGGUAUUGUGGGAUGAGUUUGUGAAGGCGGCUACAGUGAUGUUGUGUGACAUAGACACUGAUAUGGAGAUCCUGGCUCCCAAUUACAAUCUAAAUACUCAUUUGUUCACAUUGCAUCAUCAGAUGAUGAUUCAGAAGAACUCAGAAGCAUUUUUCUACAGUUACAGACAGAAGGCAUUGGCCGCUGCUUUUGCCUCAAGUGAGAUGCGCCAGCAAGUAUCCGAAAUCCUUCGCAACCACAACUACAUCAAAGUACUGCCACCAUUCCCAAUCGAGUGUUCCGAAUCACAGCUGAACGCAGCCAACAUGCCUAUCAUAUUCGAGGAGAUUUACGUUGAGAAUCCAACAGAAUACAUCAUAGCCCAUUCGCCUUCAGUGGACGUUGAACUGUCGCUGAAUGAAAGUUUAGCGUACCAGAAUAUCAGUGGGACUAAUAGCGUUGUUGCCAGUCCAUCCAGGCUGGCGGAGGGAUCUCUGGUAGCUCUGGAUCCGAGUAAGCAGCCAAUGGUGAACGGAAAGCGAAGUCACGAUGUGUCACCGAAUGUUUCUGCUCCUACGCCCGAGCUCAACUCACCCAGCAACCCUCAGCUGAUUGGUACUAGCAACAGACUACAGCUUGCAAAGAGUGCCCUGAACAAACUUAGCCGUCUAUCAUCCACCUCUAAACAACAACAACCGCCCUGCUCUUCAUGUAGACCGUCUCUCAAACGCUCUUUCUCCUGUUCCAGUUUCAAAACUGAGUUUGAACUUCAUUUAAAUCUACCAGAAGCCAAAUCUAGAGGUAAUCACGAACAUGCGAAACCCAAGCCCCUCUCCGUUAGUUUUUCGGUGGACGGGAAAUUUUCCGCGUUUUCAACAGUUUUGAAGUCCAAUCGAAGUGAUUCAUCAUUUGACACGACAAUCACAACACGCAACCCAGUAAUCAACGCUGAAGGAACAUCUCAUACUUGUUCGAAUUGUGAAACUAGGAGCUCGAUAAGAGGCAUGAACAGAAUAGCAGAUGCAAGAGAUAUCCUGACCCAAUUUUCCUCUCAGGUUGAAAGUUUGAGUUCGACGGAUGUUCUGAGAACUUUGCAAGCUGCGAAAAACAGAUCAGUUUCACCAUUCCAAGCAAUCUUAGCAGGAGCAAUUGAAGUUGAAAACGUGCUCUCAUUUCUGGACGACGUACAAUGCUCACGUAUGGAACCGUUGUUGUUCACGCCGAAACACCUUGAAAAAAUCAAACGAAUGCGAAAACAAGUCGAGUCCAUCCUGAGAGAUCAAAGAAUAAAACUCAACUGGUAUGCUCAUCUGAGUUCCGAUCUGUUCUCCUGCACUGAGCCCUACUUUCUCGAGACUCCAAAUGAGUUUGCUUACCAUGUAUCGGAGUCUGGACCUGGAUGCCAUUUAGUAAUAUGCGUCCAUGGAUUAGAUGGCAACUGUCAGGAUCUGAGAACACUGCGGACGUUCAUGUUGAUGGCGAUGAAGUUGCCGCUGUCCAAGAUCCGAUUUCUGAUGUCACGUGCCAAUGAAGACGACACGAUGAAUGAGACGUUAGAGAGUCUGACUAACCGUCUGGUUGACGAGAUUGAUGAGCAUAUCCAACAGACUAAUUUGAUCUAUGACAGAAUUAGCUUUAUUGGUCACUCUCUCGGAGCUUUAAUAAUCAGGGCUGCCCUUGCCAAACCGGCAAUGCAUAAGUACCAUGAUCGCCUCUACACUUAUCUCUCCCUCGCUGGACCCCAUCUAGGCACAGGAUACCAGAACUCGAAGCUGGUCUCGGCUGGAAUGUGGGUGUUCCAGAAACUGAAAAAGUCCCCGGCCAUCAAUCAGCUGUCGCUCAAGGAUGAGGUCAUUUUGGAGAAGACUUUCGUGUUUAAAACGAGCGCGCAGAGAAGUUUGGAGUUUUUCACAAAUGUGCUACUUGUUUCCUCACAUCAAGACAAAUACGUCCCCCCUCACUCGGCCAGAAUAGAAUUAUGCGAAAAAGCAGUUAAAGACGACUCCCUAUUUGGACGAACAUAUCGCACCAUGGUCGACAAUAUCCUUUCGCCCAUAAUAUCAAAACCCGACUUAAAACUCGUCCGAUACGACGUCUCUUUUCCCCUGAGCACGAGUGCGGCAAACAAUCUUAUCGGAAGGACUGCUCAUAUCGCUGUACUGGAUUCUGAAGUUUGGAUGGAGAAGUUUUUUACGGUAGUCGCUCUGAAGUAUUUCACGUGAAGGUCAAGUUCUUUCAAAAUGGCUGCCAAGUUAUUAAAUUAUUAGAAUUUGAUGUCGACCAUUGUUGCUGAUUUUUUUCAAUGCAAUUAUAAAAUUGUAAAUCUAGCAAAGUUUGAUAUUCCUUUAGGACUAAAUGUUGAUACUAUGUAUUUGAUGGGUAGAUUAUGUUAGAAUAUUGGAUUAGUUACGAUUCAACUGAGAAAGUGAAAUUCUGAUUGCGUAGAGUCGAGAGAGCUUCGCCUUAGAGCUGAUGUCUUUUCUCAUUAGUACACCUUCUAUUGUUGCUUUCUGCCAAAAUUUCUUGAUAGAUUAAAAUACUGCUUUAUUUACAUGACUUGUUGAUACUAACAGGAUCAAGAUCACAGGGAAACAAUUUUGCCAUCGACAGUUUUUCUCUUUCCUUAAUAUAACGAUGGAAUUACGAUGACUUUUCCAGGUUAACAACUUGUGUAACAGA
Molecule: messenger RNA, 4268 nt
Organism: Symsagittifera roscoffensis
Lineage: Eukaryota; Metazoa; Xenacoelomorpha; Acoela; Convolutidae
Product: protein FAM135B-like
Exons: 16
Coding region: 545-3811 (1088 amino acids)
Source: RefSeq, a predicted model, not a curated record